AUGGACAGAGGAAGAAGAGAGGAGGAGAUUGAGGACAUGUCCUUGUCCCCUCCAUCAAUGGGGUCUAUGCAAAUUGCAGGCAGCAAUAUUGGCUUUGCCCACAACAUUGAAUUCAUGUCCCAAGCUUACCUUAGAAAUCGAUACUCCGAAAUUGAUAUCGAAAAUGUUUCUUCUUUUGCAAGUAAAGACCUCCCUCUUCCCAUAUUUCUUAAGUUUGAAGAUGUGGAGUAUAAGGUGAGAAAUAGCCAAGCAUCCUCCAUCAAUCCAGUCAAGGCUGUGGUGUCAAAAGUAGCUUCCCAGUUGAACAUGGAGCAAGACAACUACAAGCAAAUCUUGAAGGGUAUAACAGGCAGCAUUGGCCCUGGUCAGAUCCUUGCCCUUAUGGGUCCUUCUGGGAGUGGUAAGACAACCUUGUUGAAGAUCAUCGGAGGAAGAUUAAUCGAAAACAUUAAAGGGAAGAUAACUUACAAUGAAGUUCCCUACAAUCCAGCCGUUAAGAGAAGGAUUGGGUUUGUGACACAAGAUGAUGUGCUGUUCCCACAACUUACAGUGGAAGAAACAUUAGUGUUUGCUGCAUUUUUGAGGCUUCCAGGAAGCAUGAGUAGACAACAGAAGUAUGCCAGAAUAGAGAUGAUUGUAAAGGAGCUAGGACUUGAAAGAUGUCGACAUACGCGAAUCGGAGGAGGAUUUGUUAAGGGAAUAUCAGGAGGAGAAAGAAAAAGAACAAGUAUUGGUUAUGAGAUUCUUGUUGAUCCUUCAUUGUUGUUGCUUGAUGAACCCACUUCAGGUCUUGAUUCAACCUCAGCCAAUAAGCUUCUCCAGAUUCUUCAAGGAGUAGCCAAGGGUGGGAGGACUUUGAUCACUACAAUUCAUCAACCAUCAAGCAGAAUGUUUCACAUGUUUGACAAACUUCUACUCAUAUCAGAAGGCUAUCCUGUGUACUGUGGCAAGGCAAGAGAGUCGAUGGAGUACUUCUCGUCAUUGAGAUUCAUCCCGGAAAUCACAAUGAAUCCGGCUGAAUUCUUGCUUGAUUUAGCUACAGGACAUGUCACAGAUAUAAGUCUUCCAGAAGAUCUAUUGGCAGCCCAAGGAGCUCAUGACUCGGAGGAGGCUGUCAUUAAAUAUCUUCAAUUCAAAUACAAAGCUCAGUUGGAGCCAAAAGAGAAAGAAGAGAAUCAUAGAAGCUCGAAGGCACCGGAGCAUCUUCAAUUGGCAAUUCAAGUGAAAAAAGAUUGGACACUUUCGUGGUUGAAUCAGUUCAUGAUAAUAGCAAAGAGAACUUUUCAAGAGCGAUACAGAGAUUAUUUCGAUAAACUUAGACUAGUUCAAGCACUCGGCAUAGCAGUCAUGUUAGGCCUUCUUUGGUGGAAAUCAAAGACAGAUACCGAAGCUCAUCUUAGAGAUCAGGUUGGUCUAAUGUUCUAUAUCUGCAUAUUUUGGACAUCUUCUUCAAUAUUCGGAGCUGUUUACGUCUUCCCAUUCGAGAAAAUCUACUUGGUGAAAGAAAGAAAAGCCGAUAUGUAUAGAUUGAGUGUAUACUACAUUUGCAGCACGUUAUGCGACAUGGUAGCACAUGUUUUUUACCCAACAAUUUUCAUCGUUAUCGUCUACUUCAUGGCGGGAUUCAAGAGAACACUUCCUUCCUUCUUCUUGACAUUGUUUUCCAUACUACUCAUUGCUGUUACAAGCCAAGGAGCGGGAGAACUAUUUGGGGCUGCAAGUUUGAGCAUUAAAAGAGCUGGCAUGAUUGCCUCUUUGAUCCUAAUGCUAUUUCUUCUCACUGGUGGCUAUUAUGUCCAGCAUAUACCAAAAUUUAUGCAAUGGUUGAAGUACUUGUCGUUCAUGUACUACGGAUUUAGACUUCUAUUGAAAGUGCAAUACUCAGGAGAGGAAUUAUACGAAUGCGAGAGCAAAGGAGGUUGUCGGACUCUGCAAAGUUCGCCAUCAUUCGACACGGUAAACUUGAAUGGUGGCUUGCAAGAAGCUUGGAUUUUGUUGGCAAUGGCAUUAGGUUAUCGGUUAUGCGCUUACUUUUGUCUUCGCCGGAGAAUCAAUGUCUCCCAUCUCUAA
Molecule: messenger RNA, 2070 nt
Organism: Carica papaya (papaya)
Lineage: Eukaryota; Viridiplantae; Streptophyta; Magnoliopsida; Brassicales; Caricaceae
Gene: ABCG26
Product: ABC-2 type transporter family protein
Biological process (GO): transmembrane transport
Cellular component (GO): membrane
Molecular function (GO): ABC-type transporter activity; ATP binding; ATP hydrolysis activity
Source: RefSeq, a predicted model, not a curated record